This is a messenger RNA of Fragaria vesca subsp. vesca, 1805 nucleotides long. Its product is annotated as F-box protein CPR30-like. The transcript is spliced from 2 exons. Gene Ontology annotation, molecular function: protein binding. NCBI's taxonomy places the organism in Eukaryota, Viridiplantae, Streptophyta, Magnoliopsida, Rosales, Rosaceae. The coding region runs from base 76 to 1296 and encodes 406 amino acids. The record is from RefSeq and is a predicted model, not a curated record.
ACCUGCAACCAGAACAACUACACUCGGCCCAUGAAAAAAGAAACCUAACUCUCACAAAACUCCAACAAAUAAGAAAUGAAAUCUGCAGACGAAGAAGACGCAGAGCACCGCCAAAUACAAGCAUUCCUCGCCGAGCUCCCGCCGGAGGUCAUCAUCAACAUCCUCUCCCGCCUCCGCGUCGGCCGCCUCCUCUAUUUCAGGUCCGUCGCCAAGCCAUGGCGCUCCCUAAUCGACAGCUCCUACUUCCGAAACCUCCACCUCCUCCAUUCCACCCACACCAAAUCCAAUCUCAACCUCAUCCUCCGCAAAGAGUCCGACCUCUACUGCGUCGAUUUCGAUUCGCUAAACGACGCCGUCGAGCUCACGCACCCGCUCAUGUGUUACAGCAACCGGAUCAGGGUCCUGGGGUCCUGCAACGGGCUGCUGUGCAUCUGCAACGUGGCGGAGGACAUCGCGCUGUGGAGCCCCUGGAUUAGGAAGUACCGGAUUCUGCCUUCUCUGCCGUCGGAUCGGAAGAGGGACAAAGGGAUGUGCCUGUGUGGCGCUAGGGUUUACGGAUUGGGAUACGACGCCGUUCAUGACGACUAUAAACUGGUCAGGAUUUCGCAGUUUAUCGGAUGGGACUCUGCCUCGUUUGAGGGUGAGGUGAAGGUUUAUAGCCUGAGAUUGAACGAGUGGAGAAGGAUGGAUAACAUGCCGUAUGUGUUGUGUUACACCCGGAAAAUGGGGAUUCUCGCGAGUGGAUGCGUGCAUUGGGUGGUGACACGGGCUCCGGAGCCGGAAAUGGAUCGACCCGCAACCGAGAUGGUUGCUGGAUUUGAUUUGGUGAAGGAGAAAUUUGGGGAGGUGCCGAUGCCGGAGAUGGACAGGAAGUGUCAGAUUGAUGUGGGGUAUUUGGAAGGAUGGCUUUGCAUUGUAGCGAAAUAUGAAGGUGUGGGUGUUGAUGUUUGGAGUAUGAAACAAUAUGGGGUUAAGGAGUCUUGGUGUAAGUUGUUUACUGUGAAGCAGGUUCAAGGGGUUAGAAGGCCCAAGAGUAUUAGGCCUCUGGUUUAUUCAAAGAAUGGCCGCCAAGUUUUGCUGGAACAGAAUCAUGAAGAUCUUGUUUGGUUUGACUUGGAGAGUCAGAUGGUGAAGAGUGUCAAGAUUCGUGGUUUGCCAGAUUUAUUUGAGGCCACAGUUUGUGCGGAAACCCUUGUUUCAGUAGAUCCUAGUAAACGAGAGGAUAAGGAAAAAGAAGGAAAGAAGAAUAAGAAAAGGGAUGAUUUCCUGGCUGAAGGCUUCAAAUUGGUGCUAUAGGCAACACUCAACAGAAAAUCAUGAGAAUAACAUGUGGAGAAGAUCAGGAAAGGUAAACAGAGUCGAGAACGCUACCAUGAGCUGAUUAGCUGCAAUAUUGUGCAUCUACUGUCACAGUUUGUAUCUGCACUGAAGAUAAAGAUCAGGAUCAUACUUGUAUUGAUCAUCAGAGUGAGCUAAAACUAGAGCAUAAUACCUCAGAAGACUUGGAACUGGAAGUUUAGUCUGAUCGUAACCAUACCAGGUGUACAUUUCUUCCAUAUACCACAGCUAGCUAACCAAGAAUAAAGAAGGGUACCUUCUGUAAGAUAACAUGACUGGUAUGCUCUCCCCUUUCGUAGAUGUAGUUUCUGCUCUGGAAUUUUAUAGAAUACAUUUUGAAUGUAAUGAUAUCCGCUAUUUCAAAGUUGUAUACAUGAGCUUCAACCUUCUAUCUGCAGAGUUCUAUAGUCAUAGCUUGUUCUCAUAACCUAAAACAGUUUUUGGAAACAUGCGGACAAGCAUACGAU